This is a messenger RNA of Drosophila sechellia, 6487 nucleotides long. RefSeq names its product WD repeat domain 81 (gene Wdr81). The transcript has 4 exons. The coding region runs from base 222 to 6083 and encodes 1953 amino acids. Gene Ontology annotation, molecular function: protein binding. Lineage: Eukaryota; Metazoa; Arthropoda; Insecta; Diptera; Drosophilidae. The record is from RefSeq and is a predicted model, not a curated record.
CAGCUGAUUCCUCAAGUUCGCGAAAAAAAUAGCAGCAUUCUUUGAUAAGAUAAGAGAAAAUCCUCGAAACACCCAACAAAUCGACGUGCUUAAGCCCAAAAAGUCCAUGGCUGAAUAAGAUCGAACCUCGCCCAGUCGAAAAAUGUGAUCGAACCGCGGUGGCAGGCAGCAGCGGAUUGAAAUCGCAGGAUUGCCAAUUUGGAGCACCCCCCACAUGAAAAAUGGGCGACUGUGAACAGAUUUGGCCAGAAAUCGGAGUGGAUCCGCAACAUGUUUGUGAGGCAGGCGGCGAUGGUAGAUUCCAAGUGAUCUGCGACAAGGCGUGGCUGCAAUCGCUGGAGCGAAACAGGCGGCUAACUCACUUUCCCAGUUGGCCACUGCUGGAUCGCAGGUCCUAUCCCACUGGGCAGUUGGAGCAUCCGUGGACGAGGAUUUUGGUGCAGACCUAUAGGAAGCAGCCGCAGUCAAAGGUGUACCCGUUGCCUAGGAUCUCUGGGGAUGCGCCUUCAUCCGAAUUGCCACUCUCCUACUCGCAGGCAGUAUCCUUUGUGGCUCACAGCAACUUCAAGCAGCUUUGGGAGGAGGCUUACAGGAAGUACAAUGGCGCCCAUGUCAAGAUGUGCAGAUCAACUCCGUCAGCGCCCUCGACGAAGCCACCAAGUGGCCAAGGCCAGCUACAACCGCAUGAUGUGGUGCUCAAAGAGCUCAUCCAGCGGGUUUAUCAAUGCCCCGUGCUGCACUGUCAGCUAGAUCGUGACGGACUUAGUGAGUCGUCGAGUGCUACCUCUUUUUCCGCAGGCAGCUGUCAUGCCAACGUCUUGCCCGCCCUGGUGGCCAUAGAGUCCUCCAUGCACAUCAGCGUCUUCUUUUAUCCUCCAGCUCUUGAAUGCAGCCUGUACGAUUGCAUCACCUUCAGUCCGGCUUUGCUGGGAAAGAAUUACAACAAGACACUGUUUGUGCUCUACCAGAUCCUGCAGCUGGCGAAGCAUCUCCAAGGACAGGGACUUUUUCUGGGCGAUCUGCGUCUGCAUGAUAUUGUGCUGCGGGAGAAUCUCUGGCUGCAAGUGCUUCCCCGGCUGCAGUGUAAUCUGCUGGACGAUGAUCCGGCUGGGGAGGACAUGUCGCCCCUUACGCCGCUGGCCAGCGAGGAUUUGGGAGAGGCUAGGGAGGCGCAGCAGCCACUACCCUCCAGCAGCACCAUGUUCGACCUGCGAUUCGCCUAUGAUCCCGCUCAUUUCAACUUGCGCGAAUAUGCCGAGAUGUGGUGCAAUGGUCAGUUGUCCAACUUCGACUACCUUACUAUCCUGAACAAUGCGUGUGGCAGAAGUCUGACCAAUGCCGCCUACCACCACAUCAUGCCCUGGGUCACUGACUUUAGUGGACGCGGAGGAGGCGCAUGGCGGGAUUUGACGAAAAGCAAGUAUCGCCUGAACAAGGGCGAUGUCCAUCUGGAUCUCAUGUACGCCCAUGCAAGCCAGCAUGGCAGCGCAGACGGUGGUUAUCAAGCAAUCGGUGAUCAGGCGCCGCACCACGUCUCCGACUUUCUUUCCGAGAUCACCUACUUUGUAUAUAUGGCGAGGAGAACGCCCCAGGCCAUCCUCUGCGCCCAUGUGCGUCCUAUCUGGGUGCCCGCCGAGUAUCCAGUGUCCAUUCAGCGACUCCAGGAAUGGACGCCAGACGAGUGCAUACCCGAGUUCUACUCAGAUCCCAUGAUAUUCAAGAGCAUUCACGAAGACCUGCCGGAUCUCGAGCUGCCAGCUUGGGCCAGCUGUCCGGAGGAUUUUAUCUGCAAGCACCGCGAGGCCUUGGAGUCGCAGUACGUGAGCGAGCGACUGCAUCACUGGAUUGAUCUCAACUUUGGAUACAAACUGAGUGGCAAAGCGGCGGUUAAGUCGAAGAAUGUCUGCCUAACCCUUGUGGAUCAGCACCGGAAUCUCAGCCAGCGCGGCAUCGUCCAGCUCUUUGCAAGCGCACAUCCUCCACGUCGAUAUGCGACGCCCUGGUUUAGUAGAACCGCACCCAGGCUAAGCCAACUGUACGCCAGUCCUGCGAAACGUCUAGCCAAAAGUACGGAAAACCUGCAUGCUGAAAGUGCAACUGGAUCGUCCCACCUAUCUCUGCGUCUUGGUGAUGACGGAUCAAGCGGCUCUGUUCACAGCAGCUCUGCAUCCGCAUCAGCUUCCAAUUUCUAUGCAAUCACAAAUUUCAUUGAACUGCCGGAGAAUUAUAACCCAGCUCUUUUGCUACACAAUCUGGAGACUCUGGAGGCGUUCUACGCACGCACUUUCCCACAACAACGCGCGUCUGCCAACCCCGAGGAGAAGAUGAUCAGCAGUGACAUGAUGUUCGAGCAAAACUCAGCGGAACAUUCGUUCACGAAUCAACUGUUUGCCAGCGGUGAUGAGAUACCACCAAAGUCAAAGAAUCUCUUAAGAGAAAAAAGGAAUUGUCUACAGCAUCUGUUGAAUGCCAGGAAAGAGCGGGAUCUCCACGUCUUGGGAUGCCUCAUUAUUGAACUCUUCGCCAUGCAGCGUUUGCGACCUCUUCUGAUGGGAAACGGCUUGACUGCAACCUUUGAUUCUCGACUCUCCGCCUGCCGGACGGUGGCUCAGCUGCAUCGUCAGGAGCUGCCCAAGCCAGUGCGUCGAGUAGUGCGCUUGCUGCUUCAAUUGGAGGAACCUGGAGAGGUGGAUCAAGGCUUGCCACAGCCGCCAAAUCCUGCCCAGCUGUUGGAGCCCAUGUUCAGCAACUUGUUGCUUCCAUUCCCCAGCCACUACAUGGCUGUUUACGCUCUCGUCAGAUCUCUACAUGCUUUUGAGGCUAAUGCAGUGUUACUGGAGCUGCACACUCACUUCAGCUGCAAAGGAGGCAGGGAAUGCGACAGAUACACGGAGAUGGAUCGUCAGAGAGUGCUUUUCGAACGUAAGAUCGCCGAGUGUAAGGUGAUGUCGUGUUGUGCCCAUGUAAAGAGGCUUCUUGAGCCCAUGGCCUUUGCCUAUGAGCAAUUUACUCCGGUGGAGUUGCUGCUGCCGCACAUCAUAGAUCUUUUGAGAGAUGAACGCACAUCGAUAUUGACUGCCUGGAACCUGUUCGAUCCCAUUGCACAGGCAUUGGGAGUGUCCCAAACCCAACAGCAUCUGCUACAACCACUGCUGAAACUGUAUGAUGUGGAGAGCGUCAGUUCUCCGGACGACGGCGGAUCCAAUGGCUCCACUAACAGUGGUGGCCAUCUCCGUUUCUCAGCCAGCAGUUCGUUCAAGUCCCGGAAAUCGGUGAAGCUUUAUCACCACAGUUUCCUGCUUCGUCUAAUUGUGCGUUUCGGACUCCGCUGUUUUCUGCAUCAUUUCAUAGCGCCACUCAUUGAAGCUGUUGGUGGCUACAAGGAACCGGAGCAGGGCAAUGGCUAUCACUAUCACAGUGGCGGAAGCAGAAGGACGAGUAAAAAUCUCAACUUUGCCUCAGAGAAUGAAGUUCAUCAGGCAGUAGUGGCACCAGAAAUAAAACCCGAUAUUGAGGAGCUGUUCACCUUCGAGGAUGACCACGACAGGGCGUCCACGCAGGACAGCAAGUCGACUGACUCCUUUGACAUGCGUCCCAGCACCAGUGCUGCUAGUGCGGAGGAAGCUCGAGAAUCGGAUGGAUCCCCAGAUAAACUGGUGAUCAACGAACUUAUCUAUGGAGCAAGAAUAUCGCCAGAUAAACUAUCGUUAAAGGAGAGUCAAACACCACCCGCAUUGGUUCCACCUCCCAUAGGACCGCGAUCGCCCACCAUUGAGAUUCCCAUGGGUCCCACUGCCGGUGGCAUUCGUCGGAGUUUUCAGCUGAGCGCCAUUGACUGCGAUAUUGGUUCGCGGAAGAGUGUGGACAGCUUUGAGCUGAUCAGCCAGGCGGUGGAGCAGCUACCUCCUCCAGCGGAGCAGUCGGAAGCAGAGGCAUCGGACUCCCUGCAGGCAUCGGUCAUCUCUCGGUUGUCGGAAGCCAAGGCCGUGCAGAACAACCGCAUCAGCGAGAUGAGUGCCGAGAGUUUGGUGUGGCUGUCGCAUCGGCUGGGUCCGGUGCUCACCUCCCGGUUCAUCACCAGGAACCUUCUCAAGCUGCUCUCCCUGUGCUACGUGGGUCAGGAGAACCUGCUACCGGAGGUGGACGAUGGUGGUUCCAGUUUUAAUUCCAGUCCCGAUGCAGCCAAUCUCAAUUACUUCAGCAUUGCCAACGCGAGGGUCGUGGGCGACCGGAGUGCCGCUCGCGUCCUGGAGUGCCUCAUGUCCAUUGCGGCUCUCUAUGGGGAAAACUUUUUGCUGUUGCAAUACUUUCCCCACAUCAGCGAACUCAUCAGUCUGUGCUCCAAACGAAUAACUGGCAGCCUCGAGGGAGCCAUAAUCAGUUCGCUGCAAUUGCUUAAAUACAUGGUUCCAUGUCUAACCGAUGCCAGUAUCAUGGAGCACCUACAGCACAUAAUGCUAGACGCAAUCCUUCUGCCCAUUUUGCGUCUUUUAAGCUCCACCAACCUUGUGAUGCCGAGUGGUUAUCUGGGACGUUCGCUGUUGGCUCGCAAGUUUCUGGAUGCGAUCUACGCUCUGAGCGUUCGCUUGGGCUCGGAUAUGACACGGGAGCAUCUGUGUCAGCCGCUGCUCAAUCCCUUUUUCCUGAUUUUCAACAAGGCCUUUGGAUUGCCAAAUGACUUUGCCUGCGAUCUCGCUAAUCUCUCGCUCGUUGGUGGUGCAUCGCAGCCGGAGCGUGCGCUGGAGGAGCUCAGGGAUGUUUUCGGACCGGAGCUGGCGCACACCGCUUAUUUGACAUUCCUGCGCUUCCUGGGCGAGGCCAACAUGAAGAGGACACUGAGCAAUCUGGAUUUUGUGCUGACCUUGUGCCACGAACACGAGCAACCCAAUGGACAAAACAAAAUUCAACUAGCGACCAGUGUGAGUUCUGGGCAAGAUGUGGACUCUCUAGAUGCGAGCUGCGAACUGGCCGCCAAUAGCUUUGGCACUCAGAUCGUGGGAAACCGCUUGCAAGUGGCCAGAAACAAUGUGGAACUCAUCGAUAUGGUGGCGUACAAACUGGAUCAGAUGCCAAAAACUCGUCAUCUGAAAGGCAACUGGUUGGCCUACUGGCGCAAUGAGACGACGCGCAAUGAGAAGGACACUCAGACACUUAACCUCAAGCAAAUUCGCCUGCAGUCGUUUGUAGGACACACCAACUCAGUGAGAGCUAUAUAUGCCCUGGAUAAUGAGAACAGUUUCAUUUCCGCCUCCAAGGACAAGACCGUGAAGCUGUGGUCACUUCGCAGCGAAGGAGAUGGCCGCAAGACGAGCGCCUGUCAGUUUACAUACACGGCGCACAAGAAGUCCAUAAACUCGCUUGGCUUCCUGGAGUCCUUGCGAUAUGUGGUGUCAUGCGAUUCGGGCAUUCAUCUGUGGGAUCCGUUCAUAGGAAGACCGCUUGGCGUACUGGAUGCUCCUCGUCAUAGUGCUGUCACAGUGGUCAAAUGUUUGCCCUCCCAUUCACCGCUGGUGAUUGCCGGCACAGCGGAGUCCACUGUCAAGAUGGUGGAUGCCCGGAGCUGUGAGUACGUGAACGAGUGGCGGGUGUGCAAUGCUUCUCUGCCCAAUGCCACUGUCAGAUGCCUGGCUGUUGCUCCUUCCGGUAACUGGCUGGCAGCGGGACUGUCGUCAGGAUGCAUCGUCCAGCUGGACACGCGCACUGGCAUGGUGAUCAACUCGUGGCGACCAAUGGAAUGCGAUCUGCUGCAGCUGGCCGCACCGAGCGACCAGUUCCUGGUGAGCUCCGCCUUGGAUCAUAGCCUGGCCGUUUGGCAUGCCCUGGAUGGUAUCAUGCACUACCAGCUCAAACCUCCACCGGAACCCGCCCAUUUCCUGCAGAGUGUUGGCCCAUCUCUGGUCUAUGCAACCACUGGCAACCGCGUGGGCGUCUAUGCGGAUGUGACCCACUCCCACGCCUUCAGCACCAUCACCAAACUUCGCUCGGAGACAUUCCGCGGUGUGCUCACCUCGCUGGCCGUGUUGCCACUGAAUCGAGCCUUCCUCGCGGGAAACGAGAGCGGAAAUAUAGCCCUGCUUUGCUAGAAUUUUUUGUACCAUACUAUGAUAUUAUAGUCUAGUUUAUUUUAUAUUCAACGGCACCAAAUAUUAUUUUAAUGCAACUAACGAGGGUUGGACAUCGCCAAGAAACCUAACCCGCCUAACCCAAUGAAUUUGUGUAUUGAGGUAGCGUUUGCAUUGCUAUUAUUAUUUAUUAUAAUUACGAUCGCACAGGCAAUGGUACAUUUAUAGCAUAUAGAAAUUAGUUCGCAUAAUCAAAGCUAUAAUUAUGUCGUGUAAAAGCAUUCCAGGUCCACAAUUUAUAUGUAUUUAUAUGUAUGUCCAUACAAUAGAAGACAAAAUUGUAUUUAAAAGUAACUAAUUAAGCUGGAAAGAGGUAAAAUAUUUAUAUAGCGAUACAGGAAAACAAUAAAAAUGUAAAAGACAAA